Microdochium trichocladiopsis is the source of this 1955-nucleotide messenger RNA. Its product is annotated as glycosyltransferase family 8 protein. NCBI's taxonomy places the organism in Eukaryota, Fungi, Ascomycota, Sordariomycetes, Xylariales, Microdochiaceae. The record is from RefSeq and is a predicted model, not a curated record. Bases 324 to 1508 code for a protein of 394 amino acids. Gene Ontology annotation, molecular function: glycosyltransferase activity. The transcript is spliced from 2 exons.
ACAGCGUGCGUGGCCCCCUUGGGCACCAUAGUAUUCUGCCUCCACUGCCUGCUGCACGGCAGCCUUGGUGCAUAGCGGUGCAUGCGUCCAGGGCAGCCUUGUCUGUCCACAACGCCAGCACACCAUCUUUAAUCUGCGCAGCGUCGUCACCACCCCGGCACGCUCUCGAUUUUGACGGCAGUCAAACACCCUCGCCACAGCAGAGCUCCAAAUGACCUGGUGAUUCUCUCGCCCUUACAUCCCACGAACUCCCUUCGACUCCAUUACCGAUCAGUCAUCAUACAUCAUCACCUGGAGCCGCCCGCAUUGCCUGCCACGCCGCCAUGGCGCCCUUCUCCGCAGCCUGGGCCUCGCUCACCGGCUACAGCGCCGUCCCAAAGACCGAGACGUCAGGCUCCGAGUCGACCUCCUCGCUGAACCGUCCGACACUAGCCCAGAUCCUCGCCUCGAAACAGGUCCGCUACGCCGCCUCCAUCACCGCCGUCGUGGGCGUGUUCUACCUCGCCUUCCACAACUAUGACCGCCUGCCGUCCCUCGACGACCUGCGCGGAGGCGCCGCCUCGUCCAGCUCAAACUGCGCGCCGGCCGUCGUGCCGCCAUACAACGAGAACAGCGUCGACUGGUCGCGCUUCGCAUACACCCAAUAUGUCACCAACAAGCAGUACCUGUGCAACUCGGUCAUGAUCUUCGAGACCCUGCACCGCCUCGGCAGCAAGGCCGACCGCGUCAUGAUGUACCCAGAGUCCAUGAUGGACCCGGCCGAGAAAAACCCGACAAACGAGGAGGGCAAGCUCAUUGCCAAGGCCCGCGACGAGUACAAAGUCAAGCUGCAGCCCGUGUCCGUGCAGAGGCGGGCCGGUGGUGAUGCAACCUGGGCCGAGUCCUUUACCAAGCUGCUCGCGUUCAACCAGACCCAGUACGACCGCGUCGUCAACGUCGACUCGGACGGCACGAUCUUGCAGGUCAUGGACGAGCUGUUCCUGAUGCCCCCUUGCCCGGUCGCCAUGCCUCGAGCAUACUGGCUGUUCCCGGACAACAAGAUCCUCUCUUCGCAGCUGAUGCUGGUGCAGCCGAGCGCGGUCGAGUUUGACCGCAUCCUGAAGAAGAUGGACACGGCGGGCCGGGACGACUACGACAUGGAGAUUGUCAACCAGCUCUACGCGGACAGCGCCAUGAUCCUCCCGCACCGGCCGUACGACCUGCUCACCGGCGAGUUCCGCUCCAAGGACGAGGACCACUACAAGUACCUCGGCACGGACCGCGAGGCCUGGGACCCCGUGGCCGUCUUCAACGAGGCCAAGUUCCUGCACUUCUCCGACUGGCCCGUCCCCAAGCCCUGGAUCCCCAGCACCUCGAUGCGCGAGCAGCAUCAGCCCGCCUGCGUCACCGACAAGCAGACCGGCGCAGAGGACUGCACGGCCCGCACGCUGUGGAAUGGGUUCUACAAGGACUUUGAGACGCGGCGCGCCGACGUGUGCAAGACUUCGUCGAAGAAGGCGAGGAGGUGAGGCGGCUGGGUGGUGGUCGUGGGUUCUGGGAUGACAAUUGGAGGAAGUGGAAAUGAAGGAUUGACGUGGGCUCGAAUUUCAGUUAUUUUUUCAUCCCCCCAAGAAGGGAGCAACAAUUUCUGUUGAAAAAGUGCAUGGGCCCUCGUUGGUGCUUUUUUGGGCGUUGCCAAACAUUUCUUGUAAAAUGCUGUGAUACCAGUUUCAAGAAAGCAAGCCAUAUCUUUGUAUCGACUGGAUCGAUUUUUCUUUCCAAGGGACGCCCUCCCCAUGACUAAUGAAUACCAUUAUUGACGAGGAAGAGAGCAAAAGUAUUGCAUGGCUUUAUGUACGUGCGUUGUGUGCGGGGAGACAUCUCAUAUCUUUGUGUGUGUGAAAAUCAGUACGCACAGAUUCAGCACGCCUGCCUUUGCCCAUUGUGCCCUAUCUGGAUGGACGGACUUCCGUGGG